Salvia splendens (bonfire salvia) is the source of this 2731-nucleotide messenger RNA. Its product is annotated as ABC transporter D family member 2, chloroplastic. The record is from RefSeq and is a predicted model, not a curated record. The coding region runs from base 137 to 2389 and encodes 750 amino acids. Lineage: Eukaryota; Viridiplantae; Streptophyta; Magnoliopsida; Lamiales; Lamiaceae. Gene Ontology annotation, biological process: transmembrane transport. Gene Ontology annotation, molecular function: ATP hydrolysis activity; ATP binding; ABC-type transporter activity. Gene Ontology annotation, cellular component: membrane. The transcript has 10 exons.
AUUUCGUGAGCUGCGAAUAUUGAGAUAAUUUUGGUUCCGCCAAUUUUCUCAACGGGAUUGACUAAUACUACCAGAAUUUUAUAAACCACCAAUUACAAAACUGAGAUGCGCCGGAAAUAGCUCAACAUCGGGAAAAAUGAUCGCACUUGACUUCCCGACCAACCUUCCACUUCAAAAUUUCCACCGAAAAAGCAGCUUCCUUCUCAGCAGCGGCGGCCAUGCCUACCAAUUGAAGCGCAGGAAGCUGUAUCACUUCGCAUUACUGCCUAACACUUCAAUGUUCGUCGCUUCCACAAGGAGAAAGCGCCAUCGCACGUCAUUUUCAGUUUCCGUCGCGAGUUCGGCUUUCGUUCCGCCGGAGCAACCGCCCGACCCCCAAUCUAAUGAGAAGGGGAAGGAGGAUCCACAAAGGAAGGCUCCAGAUGUGCAGACUUUAGCUAAGAGGUUUUGGAAAGUGGCUGCGCCGUAUUGGUUCUCAGAUGAUAAAGCCACGGCCAGGUGGCGGCUUGCCACUGUUUUCGCUCUCACUUUAGGAACUACCGGGAUAAGCGUCGGCUUCAAUUUUCUUGGUCGAGAUUUCUUUAAUGCGCUUGCCAACAAGGACCAAGAACAGUUCACCAAGCAGUUAGCGUACUACCUGGCGGCAUUUGCUGGUGGAAUUCCGGUUUUUGUUUUGAGAGAUUAUGCAAAAGAUACUCUUUCUUUGAGAUGGAGAUCUUGGAUGACAAGUUUUUAUAUGGAUCGCUAUCUGAAGAAUCAGACGUUUUAUAAAAUACAAUCUCAGUCAAUAAUUGAUAAUCCUGAUCAGCGGAUUGUUGAUGAUUUAAGUGCUUUCACUGGGACAGCUCUUGCAUUUUCCUUGACGCUCUUCAAUGCUUCUGUGGACUUGAUAUCUUUCAGUAAUAUUUUGUAUGGCAUUUAUCCACCACUUUUUGUUGUACUCCUUGCAUACUCACUCGGUGGAACAGCUAUCAGUAUCUUCCUUGGGAGGGACUUGGUGACUCUCAACUUCCUGCAAGAAAAGAAAGAAGCAGAUUUUCGAUAUGGACUUGUCCGGGUUAGAGAAAAUGCUGAAUCCAUUGCCUUUUAUGGUGGUGAGGAAAACGAGAUCCAACUACUGCUGCAGCGGUUUAGCAGUGCAUUUGAAAAUCUAAGUCAAUUAUUGAUAUCAUCAAGAAAUCUGGACUUCUUUACUAGUGGUUACCGGUACCUGAUCCAGAUCCUUCCAGCAGCAGUUGUCGCACCUAUGUAUUUUUCUGGAAAAAUUGAAUUUGGAGUCAUAAAUCAGUCUGUGUCUGCUUUCAAUCACAUACUUGGAGAUGUUUCUCUUAUUAUCUACCAGUUUCAGGCUAUCAGUGCCUUUUCUGCUGUUAUAGAUCGACUGGGUGAAUUUGAUGAUCUUUUAAGUAAGAGCGAGACUAGAAGUGAGACUGACCCUAGUGAAGGAAUUAUUCGUGAGUUUUGCAACAUAAAUGAUUCUAGAGCGUCUAAUGGAUCUAUCCCCCCGGGAAGAGGCCAGGAGUUAUUAAUUCUUGAGAAUUUGACUCUUAUGGCUCCUAGCAAAGCUACUCUUAUUAGGGACUUGUCUCUGGAGAUCUUUGAGAAGGAACAUCUUCUGAUUACAGGUCCUAGUGGAAGUGGUAAAACUUCGUUACUAAGAGCUAUUGCUGGUCUGUGGAGCUUUGGCAAAGGAACAAUAAAAUUCUACGAUAGAUAUGCAAAGGAUUCUUCACCAUGCCUUCCUAAUGAAGUGGCUUCUUCUGAAAUAACUAAAGUGGAUAAAAUGAUAACUGAGUGCGAUAUUCUUGGAAAGAGAAAUGCAAGAGGUGUAUUAUUCCUUCCUCAGAAGCCAUAUAUGGUCCUGGGAACACUUCGUCAACAACUGCUUUAUCCUACGUGGAGUGAUGCCACAACUCCCAAUGCAGAGAGUGCUAGUUCAAAUGGUUCGCCGCCUUUCCUGAAGCUCCCCCAAAACAUGGAUGCAAGGGCAGAGAUGCCUUCAACUGAUGAUCUAAUCCAAGUUCUUGAAGAUGUUCGACUUGGAUAUAUAUUAUCCCGGUUUAGUCUGGACAGUACAUAUGAGUGGUCUAGUGUUCUGUCCAUUGGUGAACAGCAACGCCUGGCAUAUGCUCGCUUGUUGCUUUCAAAGCCAAAUUUGGUUCUAUUGGAUGAAUCAACUAGUGCUCUGGAUGAAGCCAAUGAGGCACAUUUGUAUCAGCUAAUUGAAGCUUCAGGGAUCACUUUCGUAAGCAUUGGCCACAGAAGGACACUCUACGAACACCAUAAGAAUGUUUUACAUAUAUCCCCAUUGGAUACAACAGAUAGCGGGCCCAACUGGCGUUUUGAGCUGCUGAAUAAGGAUUCAGUGUACAGUCUGUCCAAAACGUAAAACGAAGCCCAUUCAAGUUUGAUCCGGGUAUAAUCAGGAAUAACAAUCGAAGGUCCCAAGUAAACAAUUCGGACCCCUCUAUCUUUCAAUAUAGGUAGCUUGCAUUCUAGUUAUGCCUGUGUGAAGUAGUGCUGGUGAAGUAUUUGAUGAUAAAAAGCAGGCUGCAAAUUUGAGGAGUAUCCAUAUUCCAUGCAUGUUCAUGCCCUCAUAAAAAAUGAAGUAGAUAUGGUUGUCUAGGCUAGCAAAGCAUUAAAAGCUGGAGGGGGAAAUGAUCCAUGCAUGUGUAUUAUAUGUGUACCUUGGUAUUUGAAUAUUGUUUUGUUGAAGAAUAGAAGUUUCUCA